Messenger RNA from Nicotiana tabacum (common tobacco), 3045 nucleotides. The record is from RefSeq and is a predicted model, not a curated record. Lineage: Eukaryota; Viridiplantae; Streptophyta; Magnoliopsida; Solanales; Solanaceae.
CAAUCCCCUCUUUAAUGAUAAUUAUGAGGGACAUUGAAAAAUGUGUAACGGUAGACAUUGAAUGCCAUAUUUUCUAUAACGAACCGAGUACUUAAUGCUAAAGAAUAUUUUUCAUUAAACGCUACCAGGUGACAGGCAUUUACUUCGCCUUUAUGAAUAUCAUUCUCUUAGGUAACAAACGAGAUCGUUGCCUUCAGACCCAUUGUCUUCUGUAUUCAGCUCCACGCGUUGCUUUAUCAUGCGAGCAUUUAAUAUGAACAUAUUUUACCCCGUACAGAUAGUCUCUCUGCUUUCAGUGGCAUAAUCUUGUGUCACCGGGAAGUUUUGAAGAUCCCUUUCUUGGCGAAAAAUUCUUUAACUCCAUCUGAAAUGCUUUUGACGGUUGAUUACACGUACAUUUCUCCGUAUUUAAUGCUCCGAACAUAUAUUAUCCCACGAUUUAGCAAUACUUUUGCCGGUUAUCGAGGUAAUUAUGGACACGAUUUUAGCCGUUUAUUCUUUUACUUAUACGUAUCAACCUUUUUCUUUUACACUUCAUAACUUUCCAAACUCUCUCAAACUCUCUUUACUCAACUUAUACUUGUUUUCCACUUCCUCUGGUCUUCUUCUUCUGAGAAAAUACCCUUAUCAUCUUCUAAAAACAAUGGCCUCUUCUUCUAAAAAUUUCAGUUCUUUGAAAAACAAAGAAAGUGCUGAUGAUGCUGCUCCUCCCACGAUGAGCACUAUCAUUCCCAGAAAGAUUAUUACAACUAAGGACUUCAAAGUGAAGUUCCCAUCUGCUAACUCCCACACUUGAGCUAUUGGCGUAUAUCAUUAUUCCACCAGCCCUUCUAGUACUCCUGCUGUGAAGGAAGACUGUGGUUGUGAGGAUUUGAACAUCUUUGUUAUUGACCUAGUAGAGCGGGUAACCUUCUCCAAAAAUAAUUUUAUGUACGUUUACACAUACCCCUUCACUUUGGGUCCGUUUUCAUUGAGCCGAGGGAUUGACUCCGCUAUCUUGGAGUUUUGAUUCCGCUACCAAUGCUGGCACAUGUGAGUCCUUUUGUGUGGCGGGCGGUAGCAUGUCUUCGGCAGCUAUAUAUGCCAGGAGACGGAGGAAGAGAUUUCCUUAGCUUGACUGAUGAACCUUUAUUCCCCCAAGAUUUUUCAUUGGAGAAUGAUAAACUUCAGCAAACAUGGUGAGCAUACUUUACUCACCAGUAUGAAUGAUGAAAAUGAUCGUGGGUGGAUGGAGUGGUUCAUUAUAGUUUCCACCAUGGACAUCAUCCCGGCCACGAUUCCAUCCUUUCCUGAAUGUUAGAAUCGUACAUGUGGACACCUCUAAGGGUUGAAGGUUUAAACCAGUGGGUCUGGAAGAUUCUGGGUAUUACCACGCUCGAGAACCACUGAUGGAAAAAAGGCCAAAAAUCAUGGUCUACCGCAAGGCUCUAUUUUUUUCCCCGAGAAGGAUGUUUUGGUCGAUCCCUCAGACGUGGCGAGUUUGUUGCAGGAGGACUUUGCUCGAAUGGGUAUUGUCGGACCAGUUUUCGGUGCAUGUGCUUCCUCUCCGAGUCCCCGGCCAGAGAAUAAGCAAUCAAAAAGGCAACACUCCACUUCAGCCGAGGGAAAAAAUAAGAAGGCGAAGAGUGUCUCAACCAAGACAGCCGCAAAUACUAUGGUGAUCGAUGAUGAUGGAAAAGCUAGUGAUGAUUGGGAUUCUCUACAUAGAAGACGACGACCUUCAUCAGCUCAACAGAAUGCUCAAUCUAUUGAGUUAAUUUUGCCAACCGAAGAUGAUGCCCCGGCACUCUGGAGGGAAUAUGAAAUGGUGAAAGAUGUUAACUCUCGCUUUCGAGUCCUAGUCUCCGCGUUCGAUACCGUGAGGCUGGGUAACAUGUCUCUUCCAUCUUCAGUUGAUGAGCAACCAUCAACUAGCACUGCAUUUUCGGCAGCUGCUUGUCAACUUACAAUGCCAUUAACUUCAUCUCUUUCUUCUCCAACCUUAUCUUCGCCACCAGCAACUACUUCAUCGGUCACAGCUGUCCGAGAGAAGGAUGUCCUUCUUCCCGAGUCCCCAGUUCAUGGGAAUUUGGGGCAUAAUUAUUUUGUCCCCUUCGAAGAUCCACAGAGGAGGAGGAGUGUCAACCUCUGGGUUUCUAUUGGAUGCCAUUUGUUGUCCCGGCUAGUGUAACUUGAUAAUUAUCUGAAGCCAGUCCUAGCUUCAGAAAAGUAUAGGAAUAAGAUACAAACUCUCUCGGGAGAGUGUUUGUUGAACAAUACUAUGCACAACACAGCGGCGGUAUAAUCUUUGUUUUCUUUGUUAUUUCUUCUCUCUUAUGGCAGGGUCUUUAGUUUGUAUUUUUGUUUUCCAAGCUAAAUUUCUUGGUUCUGAGAGCCUUCAAAGGUUAAUUCUUGAAAAGGAGGAACUCACCUACGAGCGGGAUCAACUGUUGGCCAGGAGAAAUCAAAUUGCUGCCCCUCUCCUGGAAUUGGAAGCAAGAGCUGCUGAGGCUGUUGAGUUGGAGGCUUAGUUGCAGCAAAGCGAGCAAGAGGUAGUGGCCCUUGACUAAGAGGUUGCCCUACUAAGGUUACAAUUUCAAGAAACUAGGGCAAAGUGGGUUGAGGUCCACAAUGCCAUUCUUACUGCAUCCGAUCGCACGAUUACCUUUACUGAAAGAUGGAAUAACUUAGAGACAGCCUUGAACUUUAAAAUAGAAGAAGUUGAUGUUACUGAGGAGACGUAUGUUCGGCUGGAAGAGAGGCAUAAAAGAUUCAUGGAGAAGUAAUUUUGGUUGGGAGGGGUCUCCCGGUCCAGCCUGAUGCUACCAAGUCUUUUGGUUCCGAUUUCGAGUUCUCGGAAACUGAAGAAGAACCGGAAGGUAAUGAUGCUGAAGGCCAAUAUGGCGAAGGCCAAGAUGGUGAAGGCCAAUAUAUUGAGCUGACGGUGGAUCCACCUACUUCUCCUAGGGGCGCAAAUGUUUCUCUUUCUCCGUAUUUUGGGGGUGCAGUAGUUUAGACUUUUGAUUUCUUUUCUGUACUUUUAUACUCGUGCUUCUUGGCACAUUU